Messenger RNA from Cercospora beticola, 3131 nucleotides. RefSeq names its product m-AAA protease subunit YTA12 (gene YTA12). Gene Ontology annotation, molecular function: ATP binding; zinc ion binding; metalloendopeptidase activity. NCBI's taxonomy places the organism in Eukaryota, Fungi, Ascomycota, Dothideomycetes, Mycosphaerellales, Mycosphaerellaceae. Gene Ontology annotation, cellular component: membrane; m-AAA complex. The record is from RefSeq and is a predicted model, not a curated record. Gene Ontology annotation, biological process: mitochondrial protein processing.
ACCAACUAUCAACACCCUCCGCCGCCCGUUCAACUGGAAUCCCCGGUACCACUGUGCAUGGUCGUGCCCGCGCCAUAGCAUCAACCUCGGCCUCCGCCAUCUCCUUCUGUAGCGCACCGCAGCCCAUGUCGGGAGUGCUCCUCCGACGGCCGCAAACCAUUGCGCGCUCGUCUCGACAGCUCCUCGAGGCUGCUUCAUUAUCGCGCGCGCUAGCUCAACGACCUGCGUCGCUUCCUCGGCCGUUAUACGCAUAUGCUCGAAGUCGACAGUAUUCAACAGAGAAGGACAAGGAUGGCAAACACGUUGAGGGCAAGCCGGGCGCCUCACCCAAGGGCAUUGAGGACCUGUACUCACAGCGAUCGCCACUGUCUUCAAAUCCGCAGCCGCCACCAGGGAAAAAGCCUGAGGAACCAGAAGACGGCAAGUCCAAGUUGACUGCGGCCGAAGAGAAGGCGCUCGAGGACACCUUUGCGCUAGUGAAGAAGGGCAUGCCUGCAUCUAUGGCCGAGGACAUCGAUAAGGCUCUGCAGAAGAUCAAGAAAGAGGGUUUGCCAACAGAGUUGCGUGAGACAAUAGCUGAGGUGUCCAAGGAGGGCAUGUCUCCUGCACGUGCUGCUAAGCUGUGGCGACUCACGACGCACAUUGCGAGACAGACAGCUGAGGAUAUUGUGAACGAGAAGGACACGGAGCCCAAGCAAAAGACAUCAGAUGAGCCGGGACCGGCAGGAUCGAGUGGGCAGAAAGACGGUGGCAAGAAGAAGGGAAAACAGGAAGGCGAAAGUCCGUUCGGCAAAGUCACUGAAGUGAAGCUCGAUCUCUCGAAUUUCCUCGUCUCUGCAUUCGUCGCAUACAUGCUAUACCGACUCGUGAUGCCUACCGAGAACAGCAGAGAAAUCACCUGGCAGGAGUUCAGGAAUACUUUCUUCGACAAGGGCUUGGUUGAAAAGCUGGUCGUCGUCAAUGGCAACAGGGUUCGUGUCUAUCUUCAUCGCGACAACGUGGCAGCAAUGUAUCCGGAGUCGCCAGCUGCACAACAAGGUUUCUACUACUACUUCAGCAUCGGUUCAGUAGAGGCGUUCGAGCGACGAGUCGAUGAAGCUCAGAAUGAAUUGCGGAUACCCGGUUCAGAGAGGAUACCUAUUUCCUAUCACGAGGAGGGCAGCUGGGCGAACAUCAUCCUUGGAUUUGGACCUACGUUACUUUUCAUCGGCGCUAUCGCGUACAUGUCUCGAAGAGCUGCGUCAGGCGCGGGUGGUGGGCAAGGUGGAAUCUUUGGCAUGGGUCGCAGUCGAGCCAAGAAAUUCAACCACGAGACAGACAUCAAAGUCAAGUUUUCCGAUGUUGCCGGCAUGGACGAGGCCAAGACUGAGAUCAUGGAGUUCGUUGGUUUCCUCAAAGACCCGGCCAGGUUCCAGAAGCUCGGUGCAAAGAUUCCACGUGGUGCCAUUCUUUCUGGGCCUCCUGGAACCGGUAAAACGCUCUUAGCAAAGGCCACUGCCGGAGAAAGUGGCGUACCAUUCUUCUCCGUGUCGGGAUCUGAAUUCGUGGAAAUGUUUGUUGGUGUUGGCCCAAGUCGUGUGCGAGAUCUGUUUGCCAACGCCCGCAAAAACACACCUUGCAUCAUCUUUAUCGACGAAAUUGACGCCAUCGGAAAGGCACGUGCCAAGCAGUCUUUCGGUGGUGGCAAUGACGAGCGAGAGAGUACGCUGAACCAAAUUCUGACGGAGAUGGAUGGAUUCAACACCUCAGAACAAGUGGUUGUGCUCGCCGGUACGAACAGAGCGGAUGUUCUCGAUAAAGCGCUCAUGCGACCCGGGCGCUUUGACAGACACAUUGCCAUCGACAGGCCGACCAUGGAUGGCCGAAAGCAAAUAUUCGGGGUGCAUCUGAAGAGCAUUGUUACCAAUGAGGAUAUCGAGCACCUCAAGGGUCGUCUGGCAGCACUCACUCCGGGAUUUGCGGGUGCUGACAUCGCCAACUGUGUCAACGAAGCAGCGCUUGUUGCUGCCCGAGCUGCAGCCGACUCUGUGACUAUGCAACACUUCGAGCAGGCCAUCGAGCGUGUGAUUGGAGGUCUUGAGAAGAAGUCCCUUGUACUCACGCCCGAGGAGAAGAAGACUGUCGCUUACCACGAAGCUGGCCACGCCAUCUGUGGGUGGUACUUCCAGUGGGCCGACCCCCUUCUCAAGGUCAGCAUCAUCCCACGUGGCGCUGGAGCCCUGGGUUAUGCUCAGUACUUGCCAGGCGGAGGCAACGAUGCUGUUCUCAUGAACGUCAAGCAACUCAUGGAUCGUAUGGCCAUGACACUUGGCGGGAGAGUCAGCGAAGAAUUGCACUUCGAUACCGUCACAUCGGGAGCUAGUGACGAUUUCAACAAAGUCACGCGAAUGGCAACUGCCAUGGUGACGAAAUGGGGAAUGUCAAAUCUCGGAUACAUCUACUAUCCCGACAGCGGCGAGACACAAGAAACACAACUUCAGAAGCCCUUCUCCGAGCAGACGGCGCAGAAUAUCGAUGCGGAAGUGAAGCGAAUCGUGAACGAAGCCUACAAACAAUGCCGACAAUUACUUGAGGAGAAGAAGCACGAGGUCGGCCUCGUGGCGGAGGAGCUUUUGAAAAAGGAAAUGAUUGACAGAGACGACAUGGUUCGUCUACUCGGCAAGCGUCCAUGGGCUGACCCUGGGGAGUUCUCCAAGUACUUUUCCGGGAGCGGCGACAACAAACCUCUUGGACCCACGCCUGGUCAGCCUUCUAGCGGGACGCCUGGUGGGAUAGGCGAUUCGGACGGCGGUAGCUCGCCUCCACCCCUCCCUGGCGCCGGACCUGCACCACCAGCUCCAGCACUGUACCAAGAGCUAGAGGAGGCCAGCAAGAAGUGGUAGAGCAAUAUAGAACCGAUUUUGGGAAAAAGACGUCCUUUUGUACAUGGCUGUAAAGAGUAGGAAAGAUGUGAGCCGGCGCAGUGGGGUUUGCAUGACUUGGGGAGUCGACGUUGAUCUAUUAGAGGCAUGUCUGUGGAGUCAGUGAGCAUAAGGUACAUGCACUGCUCGACGUUACUGUGCCAAGGGCUGCUGUAGAUUAAUCAUCAGCAAUGAACUCCGCUACUACAAAUUGAGAUUAUUCUCCACGUG